GACUGUGCAAACGCAAGAAUGCAACGAAAUUGGUGAUAUUCCCUUUUCUAGCGUGCUCUCGUGCCAUCGCACGCUGUUCACUUGGAAAAGUCGGUGAGAGCGUGCGAACGACCAUGCAAAGCGGAGAGAGAGAAACGCUGCGAGAACCGGUCUGGCGAGUGUUCGCUCACGCCCCAUUGUUCGGCGACGUAAGCCACGCCCAUCGGCGAUUACGCUUCGCACAGGGUCCAUCGAUUAUUGUGCUCUGCGCUUCGCAUUGUUUUCAUUUGCGUAUACGCGAGCUCACGCAGACAGCGGUGCAGUCGUUCGACCGUUUCGCAUAUUAUAGCGUGCAGCCCGUCCGUCGGUCGGUUCACUUCCUCCUGCUCGGUGGAGAGCUUCUCACACCAUGUCCAGCACGGGAGCGGAGCGAAGCAGAAGCAGACGUGAAGGGCCUUGCGCGCACGUUCUGCAUUCACGGUUGAUGAAGUGUGCCGUAUUCUGCAAUGAGUGCGGGCACCGUUGGUAGGUACUUGCGAGGUCCCUCGGCCGGGCGGCCUUUAGCGCACUGUAGGCUGCGCCGGGACCUGGUGUGGGUGCCCGUUAACAGCCGGUGCAAGUGUGUGUUGCACGGCCCUAUCUCUACAUGGGGCCUGCUUCAGUCGGUCCAAGACCGUUGUCGUGGUUGCGCGCUUUUAUGUUGGAAAGUUCGGUUUUUACCCACUGCACACUGCACUGCAUUGUCGUGGUCGUUAUCGCUGUCGACGUCGUCGUCGUUGUUGUUGUUGUACACCGUAUUGUUACAUCGACUCAACCAAAGACAACAGCAAAAACCGUCCAUACGGGAUUUGAGCAAUGCCACCUACUAGUAGGAAUCCAAAACAAAAACAAAAGCUAGACUAGGUUCCCUCAGUUCUGCGGCGGCGGUGACGGUCGCGUGGAGCAUUAUCCUUUCUCGGACUUGUACAGGAUUAAAGAGAGUCUUUUUGCUUAACUCGGAAUAAAGCCCUGGACACUUAGGCCCUUCCAUUGCGGAAUCGAUUUUAGUGACCCAUGCACGAGACUCGUAGUUGCACCAAUGGCAAACACCCGGCCUAAAUCUCGGCCCGCGUGCCAGGAGCCAUAGGGUCUGUUGAUCGAACUCUCCGAUAUCCUCCGGUUGAACCAAGCUGCGUCUUACCCCACCUCCGCCGACCAAUCGAUAGCGAAGAGCUACCAGAAUUGAUUAGUGUGACAAGUGUAGUGACAGCAUUAAUAAUUCGAGGGAUUUCAGUGCGUCGCCGGUAAGCUAGGCGAAGAUCCGCCUGUGAAGAUUACGCCGGGCUUCUACAACAGCAGUGCGGAAGAUUCUCGUCGGUCGAUAGCUCGGUUUCGGAUUUCGUUUCGGGGGCUGUUGUUGUUGUUGUUGUUGUUAUCGUGGUUUGAUUGGUCAGUUCUCAUCAGAGGAAGAAGAUAUUUGACGGAAUUGGAGCCUCCGCUACCCCCGCGGCGCGUGUACACCAGAAGGAGGCGUGUGUUUGACCGCCGAGUCAUCGAACGCCGCGUUCGCGUAUGACUACUAGCGACGGUCGAUGCAUGCGUGUUUGUGUGAGUGUGUGUGCGUGUACCGGCUAGCAACCUAGAGCAGCGGAAUCGCUUCACGGCUUUGUCGUACCAGCUACGGAGAGAGGGAAAGAAGAUCACAAACAUUUGAUUCCGUCAGCGAGCUCAUCAAACUGUCGUCCAUUGCCAAACUUUUUACCACCAUGUACAAACUGUUCCUCGGCUAAUUAAACUAAUUUCCCGCUGUGAUGACUGACGAACGACAGCUGCAGCAACUCGACUUUUUCGCGUAAGCCUUUCUCCCGAAGUGUAGUGAAAAUGUGCGAAUCUGGCGGUAUACAACUGCCAAAGGCCAACGAACUGGGUCAACUGGAUUUGUGUAACGCGGGAAUUGACGCGAAUUAUUGUUAGUGCCACGUGCCGCGUGUGGCGAUCACCAGUGAUACCGUGGAGACUGUCAAAAUUUAAUACAGUUCAGUGAAUUGAUUUUUGUAGCAGUAGUGAAAAGCGAAAAGUGCUACCAAGAGUGGGGUUCAAAACGGAGUUCACCAUGGAUAUGACGUCGGCGGCUGAAGCUCGAAGUUGGUACGACAACCAACAACGGCUCGGAGCAUCUCCGGGGACUUCGGCUGCCGUACUGGGGCACCAAUCGGCCGCGGUUGCGGCUGCCGCGGCCGUCAUGGACCCGUCGGAUCUGAAUCCGUUCUAUCCGAUGGAGAACGGAUCCCACCACCACCAUCACCACCACAGGCGGUACUACCCCAGCAGCUAUGGACCGCACGCAACCCGCAUGGCCUCGUCGCACGUCUCGCCUCAAGUGUGUCGUCCGCACUUCCACGGACCUCUAUCCUGGCUAAGUGAUCCGCCGAAGCCCCUCUCAUCCGGAACCGGUGCAUGGAGUAGCCCCUUUGCCUGCCCUCAAGAUCCCCAGGACAAACUCAGCCACGCCGCCUCCGGUCUAGGCCUUUCGGCCGGCCAAGGUAGCAGCAGUAGUCAAGCCAUCGCCGGCGGCGGCGGGAGCAGUAGUGGUAGUUCAGGCCUCGCCAGCAGUAGUCAACACCUGUUCUCGUUCCCGCCAACGCCACCCAAGGACUCCACGCCGGACUCGAUACAGACGGUACCGACCGAGUACCAGGCCACGAUCAACGCCUUCAUGCACCAGGCGCAGGUCACCUCGAACAGUAUAGCCCAGCAAGCGGCGGCCGCUGCAGCCCACGAUAGCUGCAUGCUGGACGUGAAGCCUUGCCUGACGGGGAGUUCCCUGGGGCUGGGCGGAAGCAGCGGAAUGAGUGGAAUAAGUGGUAGUGCAUCCGGAAACUCGAGCAGCCAACAGUCCAAACAGCAGCGGGAAGGUACGGCCCUGAACUCCGCAGUCAACAGUGGUACUAGUAGUGGUAGUAGUGGUAACAACCAUUCGCUGUUCGAUACGGGAUCGUACGGCGCCGGUGGAUACGCCGAUACCGUGGGCAGCAGCAAUGGUGGUUAUGGCGGUGGAAGCAGUAGUGGCGGAGGCGGAGGCGGCGGUGGCGGUGGAAGCAGCUAUCAUCACCAGCAAAGCGGUUCGUUUCAUCCUAAUCCACGUUCUACGGUUAUGAGUAGUAGCCACCAUCAUAUGAAGCCGCAGCGGACGAAGGCGCGAACGAGUGCCGAGGGUCGAGAGUGCGUCAACUGCGGUGCCACAUCGACGCCCCUCUGGCGACGGGACGGUACCGGCCACUACCUGUGCAACGCCUGCGGUCUCUACUACAAGAUGAACGGCCAGAACCGGCCGCUCAUCAAACCGAAGCGAAGACUGGUCAGCUCCCUGCAAAGUGCUGCGCGACGAGCGGGCACUUCCUGUGCCAACUGCAAAACGACCACGACCACCCUGUGGCGGCGGAACCAAGGCGGGGAACCCGUUUGCAAUGCCUGUGGCCUCUACUACAAAUUGCACAAUGUGAACCGACCCCUAACGAUGAAGAAGGAAGGCAUUCAAACCCGGAAUCGGAAGUUGUCUUCGAAGUCGAAGAAAAAGAAGGGCAUGCCCGGGUCGUGCCUUCCUCUGGGCAGUCACCUGGGUGAUCUGAUGAAACCACUGGACCACAACAAAUCCUUCCACGGGGGAUUUCCCGGAGCGAUGGGUCAACACAGUCACCUGUCCGGUGGACUGCAUCCUGCCCAUACGCACAUGCACGGCGGUUGGUACACAACGGGAAUGGGCGCCCUCGGAACGUCCAGCAGUCUACAGAGCGGGUUCGGAAGUGCGGGUUCGCUAGGCGGAGGUGUUGUACCUCACUCGAACUCCUACCACCUGGGACUUAAUUCAAUGAGUUGGCGCUCGGAGUACACGUGAUGGAACGGCAGCAACUUCAACACCAGCCUGUUCGAGUUGGGUGCAUCCCCGAAGUUUAACACCCACCAUCAAGCGCAACCAAGUUUGCUACAGGAUGACCAACAUCAUCAGUUCCAUCCAUCGGCAGCAGCAGCGCAUCACAGUUCGGCUGCCGCUGCUGCAGCUGCAGCAGCAGCCCUAUUUGAUCACCAUCAUCAUCACCACCACCAUUUACCACCGUUCCACCACCAUGAUCAGUACGUGUCUCCGUUGGGAAGUGCUGGCAGUGCAACGAGUACUGGUCAGCAACAUCACGAUCAGGAACUUCAGCUAGCGGCGACGGUGGCAGCAGGUCAAGUACAAAUCUAAGUUCCGUAUGGAUUCAUUAGUUAAUUACUGCAGUUGGACUUUCAGUUUAGUUAGACGAACUGUAGGCGAUUAUUUCGCUAGGAAGCCUUCUACUUCUUUUGGCAUGGCGACUUCACUGAGCCUAGCCUGAGGAGCAGUAGGAUCCAGAACUACUUUCAUAGUUAUUGUCUGAGAGACAAUAUUGAUGUCACGAAGAUACUCUAUGUCCAAGGAGUCCCGAGAAAAUUUUCAUAACGAAAAUAUCCUUGAUUGGCCGUGCAUCAAUAAACUCAGAUGACGCCAUACGAUCUUCGUUAGGCAAUGUAUACAUCAAUUAUUUAAACAAGGUCGAAAUUUAACUAACAGUCGAAAUUGUGCACAUUCGUCACGGAGGAGUUCCAAGAGGAAUCUCCGAAGGAAUUUCUUGACAAAUAUCUGUCUUUAGAAGUACGAAGACAUCCCUUAAACGAGUUUUAAACUGAUCUGAAUUCGCAAAAAAAAAACAUCUCUCUGGACUAGUUUCUACAAAUCCACCCAUAAAUUUUCAGUAAAAUUUCUCGAGAGAUAUUCACGAAUAGCCGGAAAGUGUUAGAAAGAAAAUCGAAAAAAAUAAAUGGUGUAGUCAAUAUCAGCAAAACGGCGUGGCGUCAGUUGAAAUGAGAACAAUUGAUUAUAAGUAGCGGUUGAUGAAAAUUUCAGAAUAAACUGAUUCAAGUGGUAGAACGGUCAGUCAGGUAGUGAGAAGUAAGAGGUUUUUGAAGUUUCUUUUUUCUGUACACUGGACCUUCCAUUCAGGUAGAUAUCAUUCAAGUAAAAUCUAUAUAAAGCUACCCCCAUCAAGCUAGUAUUAUCUAUAUGAAAUUUGAUUGUGUUCAAAGCAGUUGGAGUAGUUGCUGCAAGGGAUAAGCUGUAAGCUCAACAAAAUCCAACGCACCGCUUGCAUAGCCAUCACUGGUGCAGUUCGUAGUACACCCACUGUGGCCCUAGACGCAAUGCUUCACCUGCCCCGGUUAGAUCAAUUCAUAAAGCUGGAAGCGGAAAAAAGUGCUCUAAGGUUAAAGAGAACAAAAACACUGCUGUCGGGAGACCUUACAGGUUACCUCAGCAUAUUAAAUGAAUUUGCCAUAAAUCCCGCAAUAGGAAUUUGUAGUGACUGGAUGGAAACGGUAGUCAAUUAUGACAUACCUUACGAUGUGCUCAUUCCUUCCCGCCAGGAGUGGGAAGGAUGUGGACCCAGCGUUCCAACAGGCUCUAUAAAUUUCUUCACAGAUGGUUAGAAAAUGAAUAAUCUAACAGGCUCCGGAAACUAUGGCCCUAGAACAAAAACCAGUGUCCACUUAGGACAGUGCCCCACAGCAUUUCAGGUGGAAUGCAAUAUUAGAAUGCGUGUUAUUAUGUAUAAAUUUGCAAAAUUAUGUAUUUUCUCCGACAGUCAAGCGGCACUUAAGUCGCUUAAUAACUACACUUGUAACUCAAAGCUAGUGUGGGAAUGCAUUCUGGCUUUGAGAAACUUAUCUAUACGCAAUCGAGUCUACCUAUAUUGGAUCUCAGGACAUACGGGUCUAGAGGGAAACGAGAUUGCUGAUGAGCUAGCCAGGAAUGGAUCUAAUGAAAGGUUCAUUAGCCCUGAGCUCUUCUGCGGGAUCUCAGACUGCUCUGUAAAAAUGGAAUGGAACAAGUAUAUAUAGUCAGUCAAAUCACAUCAAACUGGAAUGCACUUCCCCAUACGAGCCAAUCCAAAAGGCUCGUAACGAUAAACCCCAAGAAAACCCAACAAUUAUUGGGUAUCAACAAAAGGGAUCUCAGCAUCUACACCGGUCUAAUGCCCCUGCAGAUACCAUCUACAAAAGAUCGGAGCAAUCCAAACCUUAAAUUUCCGCUUCUGUGACAAGGAGAGAGAAACAUCAGAACACAUCCUUUGCUAUUGCAGUGCACUCACCCAACGUAGGUUCAAAGUUUUCAGCAAGCCCUUCUUUGGGCCUGCUGACAUAUGGAUCUUAUCCCCCAAGGACGUGGUUGGCUUUAUACAGCUAGUCUCGCCAAAAUGGGGGAAUCACAUACUGUCACUCAGGAUCUCUAUUCAUCCAUAAUAGAUGGUCUUGAGUUCAGUCGAUACUAA
Messenger RNA from Aedes albopictus (Asian tiger mosquito), 6299 nucleotides. RefSeq names its product GATA-binding factor C-like. The coding region runs from base 2072 to 3853 and encodes 593 amino acids. The record is from RefSeq and is a predicted model, not a curated record. Gene Ontology annotation, molecular function: DNA-binding transcription factor activity, RNA polymerase II-specific; RNA polymerase II cis-regulatory region sequence-specific DNA binding; zinc ion binding. NCBI's taxonomy places the organism in Eukaryota, Metazoa, Arthropoda, Insecta, Diptera, Culicidae. The transcript is spliced from 8 exons. Gene Ontology annotation, biological process: cell fate commitment; negative regulation of transcription by RNA polymerase II; positive regulation of transcription by RNA polymerase II.